UGUUCUAAACGGAACGCAUCGCCCCAGCAUUGCACCGAAUGCCGAUAACCCGCGUCCCGCGUUCGUAGUUAGUACCGUUCGUAGAUACCAGAUAACAAACCGUAAUAUUUUACAAUUUAGUAUUUUUUGUUUAUUGACAAUUUGACAUUCGUUUAACUGUUGUUUAAUAAGCCAACAGGGAAGUUUUUGCAGCAAAUCAAUCAAAAUGAUCAUUCCGAUUCGGUGCUUCACAUGUGGAAAGGUCAUAGCAAACAAAUGGGAGAGUUACUUGGGCUUACUACAAGCCGAAUACACAGAAGGUGAUGCUCUGGAUGCACUUGGACUCAAGCGGUAUUGUUGUAGACGUAUGUUACUCGGUCAUGUUGAUUUGAUUGAAAAGCUUCUCAAUUAUGCGCCGCUCGAAAAAUGAUUUUGUACUACUAAUAAUUUUUUUAAAUAUAAUAAUCAAUAAAUAAGAUGUAAUUCAUUGUGUAUUAUUUAUAUAUUAUAUUUUUACAUGUAUAUUAAGACGCAAAAGAUUUGUAAUUACUAAAACUCAAAAUUUAUGAUCAAAUCAAUUUUUGGGAUAAAAAUAUUACUCAUCAUAGGUAAAUAAGUAUCAUUAUAUAUUUUUUUGUUAAUAUAAAAGCAACACAAUUUA
This is a messenger RNA of Myzus persicae (green peach aphid), 640 nucleotides long. RefSeq names its product DNA-directed RNA polymerases I, II, and III subunit RPABC5 (gene Rpb10). The transcript has 2 exons. Gene Ontology annotation, cellular component: RNA polymerase III complex; RNA polymerase II, core complex; RNA polymerase I complex. The record is from RefSeq and is a predicted model, not a curated record. Gene Ontology annotation, molecular function: zinc ion binding; DNA binding; DNA-directed RNA polymerase activity. Gene Ontology annotation, biological process: tRNA transcription by RNA polymerase III; transcription by RNA polymerase II; transcription by RNA polymerase I. Lineage: Eukaryota; Metazoa; Arthropoda; Insecta; Hemiptera; Aphididae. The coding region runs from base 206 to 409 and encodes 67 amino acids.